AUGGAUCUGACGGGGGCGCUGCCGGACGAGGUGUGGGAGGGCCUGUUCGGUUGGCUCGACACGGGGCGCGACUUCGAUGCCGGUGUUGGUGACGUCGACUUCGAUGAAACAACAACUCAACCACCACACACGCCCGACGGCGACGAGGUCCAGAUCGACGACAGCGGCGCCGUCCAGGGCGCAUGCUCGCUGGAGGGCCUUCUCCGCUUCUUCUUCAGCGAGCCCACCAUCCAGAACGCGAAAGCGUGGAUGCGGUGGGCCGAGGUGGACGUGUGGCUGUACAACUACGCCACCACCUUCUCGCACGACCAGUUCCUUCUUGCGUUGAGGUGGGGUCCACAGUGCGCCGACUACUGGUUGCUGUGGCGGCGCACGCUGCCGCGGAGCAGGGUGGUCGGCGUGCUGGCCAAGUGGGUCAACCUGUGUCCGGCCCUGCUGGGCCUCGCCGAGCCCUUGGAAGCCCUCGAGCAGCACCUGCGCGCCGAGGCCGGCCUCCAGCCCGAUGACCUCACACUGCUGCUGGACGUCGUUUGCGCGCAAGCCAAGAAAACGAAAACGAGAGCGAAGAAGAACGGACCAGCAACGAAAACGACGCGCGUGGCGAUGACCAACAGCGCCAGGAAGCCGAACGCCAGACAGACGAUUACGACGGAGAAGAGAAACCAACGAGCCGCGGAGAAAAGGGCAGCGAGUGUCGGCAAACGCAAUAAGAAUGAAGCGGAUGAAGUGGAUGAGGACGGCAAUAGGUCAGUGCUGGUGCGCGACUUCCUCGCGGCUCACCCGCACGACAUUGCCGUGGCUCUGACGGCGCGCCACUGGGCGAUCUUCGGCCCGAUCCCACUGCUCGACCUCGUGGGCACGUCGAGCUGUGUCGAGGCCGAAGUACCGGCCAUCAAGCAAUUAGGCGAAGAAUCCUCUCAGUUGAGGCAAGCGGUCACGGUGACCCUCGCAUCGCUGGCCAGGGCCAAGCUCAAGGCGCGGGUGUUCAAGAAGUGGGUCAAGGUGGCUUGGAAGCUGCGGCUGCUCAACAAUUUUGAGUUCAUGCUAGACGUCAUGGAUGCGCUUCAGUCCACCCAUUUGGAAAAGGCCCAGCCUGAUUGGGAGUCGGCGCAGCAUACACGCGGCGUUGCGCCUGAGUACCGGGAGGCAUUGGCCCAAGCGCGGCCUCCCUGCAUUCCCUUCCUGAACCUGGAUAAUGGUGGCCAAGUCAUGGGCGUGCAGGCCAGGACGCAUCAAGACCGGGUCGCCCCCUGCGGCCAAUGA
Molecule: messenger RNA, 1263 nt
Organism: Acanthamoeba castellanii str. Neff
Lineage: Eukaryota; Discosea; Longamoebia; Acanthamoebidae
Exons: 11
Coding region: 1-1263 (420 amino acids)
Biological process (GO): small GTPase-mediated signal transduction
Molecular function (GO): guanyl-nucleotide exchange factor activity
Source: RefSeq, a predicted model, not a curated record